Messenger RNA from Zymoseptoria tritici IPO323, 1599 nucleotides. RefSeq lists its product as uncharacterized. The transcript has 2 exons. The record is from RefSeq and is a predicted model, not a curated record. Bases 52 to 1428 code for a protein of 458 amino acids. Lineage: Eukaryota; Fungi; Ascomycota; Dothideomycetes; Mycosphaerellales; Mycosphaerellaceae.
GAGACGAACGAGCGCCUGCAGCAGUUCCAGCAAUUGCAGCAACAGAAUUCGAUGUCAACGAUCGAUGCUCGCUUUCAUCAAGCACAGGAGAAGGCCCUCGCCACUGAGACAAAGGCCGCCACCAAGGCAGAGCAGCCAUCCCAGGAGCCGCUUUCUUUGACCGAGCAAGUCCAGAAAGCCGCUUCGGCCAAGCACUCGCCGGCACCUCAACAGCCUGGCCUGCCUCAGCCCUUCCCACCUGCGCCAUCUCAGUCUCCAUUGCCAGCACCAGCUGCACAGCGUGCUGGUAGGCAGAGCGUCGCUGACCAGCUUCAGACCGACUCUCGCGAUCGUUCCUCGACUCCGUCUGUUGACACUCCCAGUAUCGCGGUCGCGCCAUGGGCCAAGGAGCCAGCUGAAGCUUCUCGCGGACCUUCUCUCAAGGAGAUUCAAGAGGCAGAGGCUAAGAAGGCUGCUGAAGCCGAAGAGGUUGCCGCAGCCGCUCGUCGUGCUGCUUUUCAACGCGAGCUGGAGGCUCAAGCUCACGUGAACACCGCUCCUCAGCCAGGUCUGCCAACAUCCUCUACUUGGGGUGCCGUAACGCCAACUGCAGGCACGCCAACUGGCGCCAUGCCUGCUGCAUGGGCCAAGACUGCUAGCAAACCUGCUGGACCAACCGCGUCCAAGACUCUAGCUCAGAUCCAGAAGGAGGAAGAGGCACGUAAGAGAAAGUUGGCCGCCGCUGCUGCUGCCGCUCAGGCCCAAGCCAGCCUUAUGGGCGCUGCGCCUGCUCCCGCGGUAGGUAAGAGCUACGCGACUUUAGCCGGCAAGAUCACCAUUCCUCCAGUCAACCCGAACGCUCCUGGUUCGGCGUGGACUACUGUCGGUGCGAGCGGGAAGGUCAAGACUCCCGGUGGUCCAGCGAUCAGCCCAGCUAGCACGCGCACUGCGAGUCAGGGUGUGCUCCCAGCUGCGGCAUCCAUUCCUGCUGCGAUUGCAUCUCCCGCACUCGUCAGAAAAGCUCCAGUCAGCCGCUCAGCCUCGAUGGCCAACCCAGGUGCUGUCAAUCCUCAUGAUGAAUUUCGCAAGUGGGCUAUCAACGAGCUGAGGCCUGAUCUGAAGAAGGGUAUCAAUGUUGAUGAGUUCGUCGGAACGCUUGUCAUCCUCCCACCCGAGAGCGAGGUCAUCACCGAGGCUGUGCAUGGUGUCUCAAACACGAUCGACUCCCGCCACUUCGCCGAAGAAUUCAUUCGCCGCAAGCGUCUCGCCGACAAGGGCCUUGUGGACACCAGCAUUCCGAAGAGCGCAUCGCCAGCUCUCGCCGCAGACAACAAGACUGGUGGUUGGAACGAAGUCGCAAAGAAGGGUCCGAGCAAGGAGCCCGUGAAGGAGGAGGCUAACGGCAACUUCCGCGUUGUAGCAUCGAAGAAGAAGGGAGGAAAGAAGUAGAUGUGGGUUGGAUGUCAGAAGCGAUGUCAUUCGUUGACAAUGAACUUGACGACUGAUCGUCCAAUUGAUGAACGGCUUGUAAAACGAUUGAGUGGGCGGAGUAUGUAAGAUAUCACAGCCGCAGAACCACUAUCCGUUCGCUCACUAUACUUUCACCUUGGUGGAUCACAA